Messenger RNA from Drosophila willistoni, 1056 nucleotides. RefSeq lists its product as uncharacterized. Lineage: Eukaryota; Metazoa; Arthropoda; Insecta; Diptera; Drosophilidae. Gene Ontology annotation, molecular function: oxidoreductase activity. Bases 95 to 1009 code for a protein of 304 amino acids. The record is from RefSeq and is a predicted model, not a curated record. The transcript has a single exon.
UAAUCAUAGUAGUUACAUUUUUUGAUAAGUGAAUAUAUAUUUUUAGUUGUGCAUAAAUCUGUGAAAAUUUUCAGAGAGAUUUUCGUUAAGCACCAUGAGCCUUUUAUCUGAUAAACUCUCGCCCGAAGAGUUGGAGAUGGCCAUGGCAAUACCCAGAUAUCCUCAGCUGCCAUUGCCUUUGAUCAAAUAUGAAAUGGUUCACAAGUUAAAAUGUACACGCAACGAGCAGGUUAGUUGGCCCUUGGUAAAGCCUAAGCCAAAAGGCGUGGACUUGGCAAAAGUUGCGAAAUCAACUAAAUCUGCAGCUAAUAUUGGAGAUGUUGGCGACGAAGAGGACAUUAUAUAUUUAUGGAACUCACCAAGAUUGAUGAUUCUUUUUGAUGGCGGCGAUAUCAAUUGUGCCCUUCACUAUAUAGUCGAAUCUUUGCAUGAUCCAUUUGCUGAGAAUGCAGUGGCCACUCUCCUCAUACAGGAAUGCUUGCUGAAGGAGUUUAGAGAUCGUUUGCUCGAUCGCUUUCAGGAGAUGCCAGCUCCAAUUGCCAAUCAUCCCAUCCUUUUGCGUAGUAUGGAAAAACUAAAAGCAUUAAAGGCCACAACAAUUGUGGGCAAUGCGAUGAAACACACACCCAACUUGGGGACUCCCAUUUUGGUUUGUGACUUUACUCAUAACUAUUUGGGUGCAGGACCCACUGGUGUCAUAACCCUACACACCUUUCGCACACCCAAAGACGCCACCGAGGUGUACCUGAAGGAGUCGGUGAAAUUUUCAUCGGUUUGCAUAUGGAAUGAAAAUUUAGCUAGUGCCUAUGAGACUGUGGCUCGCAUGGCAACUGUUCAGAUAUUUCUUAUCAAUUGCUACGAUGUCGAUUUAGAUCCCAUUAAGGCGGCCUUUAUCGCUGAUAAAAAUAUGGUGAAAGUUUACAGAGGAUAUCAUUACGAGACAAUCACAUUUCGUAAACUGCGUAAAGUUAUUGUCUUUCCCAUAGGCAAUAUAUGGACUGAUCAAUAAUAAGAACAAGAAAUAAAUAAAUCAAUUAAUUUAGAUUUCUUUGAAAA